AUGGAUGUUGGUACCUUCGAGUAUCUUAUUUCAAUAAUAGGUCCUGGAAUUGAAAAGCAAACAAAUAUUAGAGAACCAAUUGCUUCUCAUACAAGGUUGCAAAUUUGCUUGAGGUACUUAGCCAGUGGAGACAGCAUGAGAUCAAUAGGAUAUGCAUUUCGAGUUUCUCCAAAUACUGUUUCGCAAAUAAUUCAUGAAACUUGUGAUGAAAUAUGGCUUAAAUUGAAGGAUUUAGUUAUGCCAAUACCAAACAAGGAUGCGUGGACAAAGAUUGCAAAAGACUUUAUUCAGACAUCUUUUGCUCCUCCUGACAGUGGCUCAGUCUACUAUAAUUACAAAAGAACUCAUAGCUUCAAUCUCACUGGCAUUUCAGAUGCACACUACCGAUUUAUUUUGGUAGACGUAGGAGCAGAAGGUUGUUGUAGCGAUACUGGAGUUUUUGCUAAUAGCAAAAUAAAAUCAAGGCUAGAUGCAAAUACUUUAAAUGUGCCUCCACCUUCUGUAGUUAAUCAGUACGAAUUGCCAUUCGUUUUGGUGGCCGAUGAGGUAUACCCGCUAUCAUCGUACUUGAUGCGACCUUAUCCAAAAAGCUCACAGCUAAAUUUGAAAAAAAAGAUAUUUAAUUAUCGUCUCAGCAGAGCCAGACGAGUUAUCGAAAGUGCUUUUGGCAUACUCGCAGCCAGGUGGCGAAUUUUUCGAAGACCAAUCAAUACCUACGUCUUGAAAGCUAAAAAAAUAGUGUUGGUCACUGUCUGUUUGCACAAUUUUAUCAUCACUAAGGAACUUGAAAAGCGUCCUCAAGAAAGACAAUACUUACAAUAUAAUGGACACGACAGGCAGCAAACAUCGCUUGGCAUUAGAAACAUACAAAAUCAGAUUAACCAAGAUGUUAUUUCACACAAUUUGUCCAGUAUUUACAGAGAUAGAUUUACUAACUAUUUUAUAAAUGAAGGCGCUGUACAAUGGCAAUGGGAGAAAGCUGAGAAUAAUGAAUUUUAA
This is a messenger RNA of Cyphomyrmex costatus, 999 nucleotides long. RefSeq lists its product as uncharacterized. NCBI's taxonomy places the organism in Eukaryota, Metazoa, Arthropoda, Insecta, Hymenoptera, Formicidae. Bases 1 to 999 code for a protein of 332 amino acids. The record is from RefSeq and is a predicted model, not a curated record. The transcript has 2 exons.